Messenger RNA from Colletotrichum siamense, 486 nucleotides. RefSeq lists its product as uncharacterized. Bases 1 to 486 code for a protein of 161 amino acids. NCBI's taxonomy places the organism in Eukaryota, Fungi, Ascomycota, Sordariomycetes, Glomerellales, Glomerellaceae. The transcript is spliced from 2 exons. The record is from RefSeq and is a predicted model, not a curated record.
AUGUUAUCGAUAAAACGGGUGGUGGGCUUCGCGACCUGGGAGGACAUGGACGUUGUUAUUGUGUUUAAUGCGCUGGAGGUCUUGUUGACCGCACCUUCUUGCCCACUCUCCUCCAUUUCUCCCUUCUGCACCAACUGCGAACCCCACGUUCUUGCAGCCAUCAACACGUACAGGUGCAUCCGCCAGAAACCAGGCGCAUUGUUAGGCUCUAUUGCGACCUCGAUCGAACAACUCAUACACCCUGAAUCUUCUGUUACUUCUCGAGCCCGCUACCUACGGCUGUCCCGUCCGAUAGCCCGGUGUGUAACCACAGGUCGACUCUUGCGCGCCCAAAGCUCCGCCAAAGUCACGACGACUACGGACUACAAGCAUCUCUACUGGUACCAGACCGGCUGCCCACGCGCCUCCUCGACGCAGCACUCCGCAUCGCCUUCUACCAGGAACAAAGUACCGUAUUCUCGCCUCGGGGCUGCUGAUUCGACCUGA